This is a messenger RNA of Mesocestoides corti, 492 nucleotides long. Lineage: Eukaryota; Metazoa; Platyhelminthes; Cestoda; Cyclophyllidea; Mesocestoididae. The record is from the annotation of a GenBank genome assembly.
AAUCGUCUUCGUCGAUGCAAACAUUUUCGUACUACAACAUAUCACACUCCUGUAACUGUGAGAAAGUUAAUAUUCCUUGUGAGCAAGUUCUUCUAUAAAGUGAAAAGGGCUUUUCAUUUUGUCGGUUGUAUUCAAUCCAAAUCAGGAAAAAAUCAGCCGCACAAUUGCCCCCUUUGUAGGUUUUAUAUGGUAGAGCCCAAAACGACUGCUUUGAUUCGCAUUCGCUAUUGCAUUUUGUACGAACUCGAACAAGGAAAAUAUGCAACUAAAGCACAGGAAUCAAUUUGUAGUGUUCUUGGUGCCGACUUUGUGUCUUAUGAAACUGACACUUGCAGCUCAAUUAGAAGUCACCUAAGCAACCUUUCCAAGCGCUUACUCAAAAGUUGGGUUCCACGUAUGCUGGCCAAAAACAACCUAGGUCAAUGCAUGAACACAUGCAUUUCACUACUUGCCCGCUGGCAACAAAAAAGGACUUCUUGUGGAUACUUAUGA